CCUACCUCCGUGUUAAUACCUAGUGAUGAACUGGUUCUCUUUCUCUCCUGCAGCAUCCCGGUCAGACUCGGCGCCUGGCGCUUCCGGGUAUUCUCCACCAAGCUGGCCCAACCGGUCCAUCACCAGCCGCUACAUUGCCAGCCGCGCUGUGCAACGGAGCCUCGCCAUCAUCCGCCAGGCCAAGCUGCGGAAGGAGCGAAAGAAAGAAUACUGCAUGUACUACAACCGCUUCGGGAAAUGCAACCGCGGGGAGAGCUGUCCGUACAUCCACGACCCGGAGAAAGUGGCCGUGUGCACCAGAUUCCUCCGCGGCGCCUGCAAGAAGACGGAUGGGACGUGUCCCUUUGCACACAAGAUUUCGAAGGACAAGAUGCCCGUCUGUUCCUACUUCCUGAAGGGGAUCUGCAGUAACAGCGACUGCCCGUACAGCCACGUCUACGUGUCCAGGAAGGCAGAGGUCUGCUCGGACUUCCUGAAGGGCUACUGUCCCUUGGGGGAGAAGCCCUCCAUCCCGCUGCCUUUCUGCGCCUGCCGAUUUGACCCAUUUGUUCAAGCCAUAUUGCCGUCAUCGUUCCGGCAGCUCCCUUUACGGGCCGAGCCUGCUUAA
This is a messenger RNA of Pseudonaja textilis, 607 nucleotides long. The record is from RefSeq and is a predicted model, not a curated record. NCBI's taxonomy places the organism in Eukaryota, Metazoa, Chordata, Lepidosauria, Squamata, Elapidae.